Messenger RNA from Stegastes partitus (bicolor damselfish), 1625 nucleotides. It is a transcript of the gene nansa, whose product is annotated as N-acetylneuraminic acid synthase a. The transcript has 6 exons. Gene Ontology annotation, molecular function: N-acylneuraminate-9-phosphate synthase activity. Bases 105 to 1184 code for a protein of 359 amino acids. Gene Ontology annotation, biological process: carbohydrate biosynthetic process. NCBI's taxonomy places the organism in Eukaryota, Metazoa, Chordata, Actinopteri, Pomacentridae. The record is from RefSeq and is a predicted model, not a curated record.
CGGUCGGAUCCUCCACUCAUGACUCACGGCUGUCCGCUGCCUCCACUUCUCCGCUAGAUUAUUUUCUUUCUCCGGCUUCGUUCGUUUCCUUCUCUGCCGUCAAAAUGCCUUUAAAGUUUGAACUGUGUCCGGGCCGAAUGAUCGGCGGUACCAACCCGUGUUUCAUCAUCGCUGAGAUCGGACAGAACCACCAGGGAGACAUUGAGAUUGCCAAGAAAAUGAUCAAAAUGGCAAAGGACUGUGGUGCAGAUUGUGCCAAAUUCCAGAAGAGCGAACUGGAGUACAAAUUCAACAAGCGAGCCCUGGAGCGUCCCUACACAUCCAAACAGUCCUGGGGGAAAACUUACGGUGAACACAAGCGCCACCUGGAGUUCAGCCAUGAGCAGUACAGAGAACUGCAGAAAUACGCCAAGGAGGUGGGGAUCUUCUUCACCGCUUCAGGGAUGGAUGAGAUGGCAGUGGAGUUUCUGCACGACCUCAAUGUGCCUUUCUUCAAAGUGGGCUCUGGAGACACCAACAACUUCCCCUACCUGGAGAAAACUGCCAAGAAAGGGCGUCCCAUGGUGGUGUCCAGCGGGAUGCAGUCCAUGGAGACGAUGCGUCGCGUCUACAAGACGGUGAAGCAGCACAACGAGAACUUUGCCAUCCUGCAGUGUACCAGCGCGUAUCCUCUGGAGGCCGAAGACGUCAACCUCAGAGUGAUCACGGAAUACCAGAAGGAGUUUCCAGAUAUUCCCAUUGGUUAUUCUGGCCAUGAGUCUGGAAUCAGCAUUUCAGUGGCGGCUGUAGCUCUGGGGGCGAAGGUCAUCGAGCGUCACGUAACCCUGGACAAGACGUGGAAAGGAAGCGACCACGAAGCCUCUCUGGUGCCGUCUGAACUGAUCGAGCUGGUUCGCUCAAUCCGAUUGGUGGAGAGGGCGCUGGGCAGCGGCAUUAAGAAGAUGUUACCCUGCGAGAAGCCGUGCCAUGACAAGCUGGGAAAGUCAGUGGUGGCCAAGGUAAAGAUCCCCAAAGGAACAGUCCUGACUGCGGACAUGUUGGCGGUGAAGGUGGCGGAGCCGAUGGGCGUCGCCGCUGAGGACAUCUUCCAGCUGGUCGGGAAAACCGUGACAGAAGACGUGGAGGAGGACGAGAGCGUCACACCCGAGGUGGUGGACAGCUACGGCAAGAAGGCCAAGUGCUGAGAGUGGAGGAGAGGUUUGAAACCGGUAAAGACAAGCGGAGAAGUUUAAUUAAUUCCGAUGGCGAUUGAUAAUAAUGAUGAUAAUUGGGAAGGAGCUCAAGAUGACUCAUGCAGGAUGGUGUGUACUUCAACAAGGCAUGUGAGCGUGACAGCGUAAAUGUUAUCACAGCCUCUGUGCCGUGAUAGCUCAUUUAUUAUCCUAAGUUCUUGUUGGCCAAAACAUUUUCACGAUUUCUAAGAGCUGCCUUAACAUAAAAUGCAAACUUUCUGGCAAACCGUCCUGUUGACAAAUGCAGAGGCUCAAUAGUAGUUUCAGCUCUGUGGUCAGAAUCGGUGCAAUGAUUGUUACUGUAAACUGAACAUACCUUUGUCUGUGAAGAUUCUCAGCCAUCCAGGUCAUGGUUAUUCCCGUAGAUUAAUUGUAGCAACUUGAAGACGUUUC